AUGGCAGAUCAGGCGUUGCUCGUUAGUGGUGUAACCGAGUUAUUGAAACAUUUGACUUCUGUUGUUUCCCAACAAAUUAGUGAGGCUUGGGGUGCACACAAUGAUCUGGAAAAACUCAAAGGUACUUUGGAGAUGAUAGCGGCUGUUACAACUGAUGCUGAGGAGCAGCAAGAGAAAUCUAAGCUUGUGAAACUUUGGUUGGACAGGCUCAAUGAUGUUGUGUAUGAUGCUGAUGAUGUUCUGGACGAGUUUUCUUAUGAAGCCAUGCGUCGAAUGGAACUAGACGCCUCGGUAAAGAGCUCCUUUGAUAAAAGGGCUUGGGUCUGUGUGUCUGAUGGUUUCAACAUCCAAAAAAUAUUUAAAAGCAUAAUUGAGUCAUUUACCAGUAGGAAGUGUGCUAAUUUCUCAAAUGUGGAAGUCUUGGUUGAUAAAGUUCGAGAAGAGUUGAGUAAUAAAAAAUAUUUACUAAUUCUCGAUGAUCUGUGGAGUGAAAAUACGGAAGACUGGGAUACACUUCAAGAUUUACUAAGUGUGGGUGCUCAUGGGAGUAGAGUCUUAGUCACUACACGUAGUAAAAAUGUUGCAUCUGUUGUCGGAGGUGCUGUCUCACCAUACAUGUUAGAAAACUUACCUCAUAGUGUUUGUUGGUCUAUCAUCAAGACCAGAGCAUUUUCCCCAGGUGGAGCAUCAGAGACUGAGAGCAUGACAUGUAUAGGAGAGAAAAUUGCAGAAAGAUGUGGUGGUUCACCACUAGCUGCAAAAGUUCUCGGUAAUGUUUUGCGUCUGCAUCAAAGAUUGAUUGAUUGGCAGUCAAUCCUAGAUCAUGAUAGUUUAGAUGCGAAAAACAAAGGGAUCAUACCCAUAUUGAAACUAAGUUAUGAUAAAUUACCAUCACAUUUGAAACUUUGUUUUUCCUAUUGCUCUUUGUUCCCAAAAGAUUGGGUCAUUAAUAGGAAAAUUUUAGUUCGGUUGUGGAUGGCAGAAGGGUUCCUUCGUCUAUCUGAUGGUGGAAAUCAUAUGUCACUAGAAGAUGUCGGUGAUGAUUAUUUUCAUAGUUUACUGGCCAAUUCUUUCUUUCAAGAUGUGACAUUCGAUCAUUUAGGCGACGUCCAAACAUUCAAGAUGCAUGAUUUGGUGCAUGAUCUUGCCCAGAGUGUCAGCGGUGUUCAUGAUAUCAAGAUUAUCAAUUCGGGUGAAAUGGAUUCAAUUUCUAAACAUCGGCGCUUGUUGUUAAAUUUAGAAGAGGAAACAUCAGAAACAUUUUCAAAAGUCUUGAAAAAGUCAAAACGUCGGAGGUCCAUUUAUUCCCUUAGAAAAUGUGAUUUAGGAGAACAUUUACUUUAUGGCAAGAAUCUGCGGGUUGUUUCUUUGCUCAGAGAUUUCUUUCUAUAUGGAGUUGUUGAUCAUUCCAGAGUAGAGCUGGCAAACGGGCGGGCCGGGCUGAGGAAAACAGAGAGGAAAGAAGGUGAUACCUUUGAAGAUGAGUUUUUGAACUCCAGGGAGAACAUUAGUGAGAGGUUGAAGAAGAGAUUCAAGAUAUUUAAUGGUUGA
This is a messenger RNA of Papaver somniferum (opium poppy), 1551 nucleotides long. Its product is annotated as putative disease resistance protein RGA4. Gene Ontology annotation, molecular function: ADP binding. NCBI's taxonomy places the organism in Eukaryota, Viridiplantae, Streptophyta, Magnoliopsida, Ranunculales, Papaveraceae. Bases 1 to 1551 code for a protein of 516 amino acids. The transcript has 3 exons. Gene Ontology annotation, biological process: defense response to other organism. The record is from RefSeq and is a predicted model, not a curated record.